This is a messenger RNA of Salvelinus sp. IW2-2015, 2038 nucleotides long. Its product is annotated as zona pellucida sperm-binding protein 3-like. The record is from RefSeq and is a predicted model, not a curated record. The transcript is spliced from 11 exons. Bases 78 to 1733 code for a protein of 551 amino acids. Lineage: Eukaryota; Metazoa; Chordata; Actinopteri; Salmoniformes; Salmonidae.
UUUCAUAAAUUGUAGCAUAGCAAAGGAACAUUGCCCCUCUAACAUACAGAUUUACAUUAGUUAUUGGUGUGGGCUUUAUGAUGGCAGCCAUUCUCAGGGUAACGUUAAAGCAAGUGAUUUUGUUCUUACUGGUGGUAAACUUCAUCUCUCCUGCUUUUUCACAUACUUACAGCACUGACCCAUGGCAACGACAACUUCCAAACCGAAUGCCCCAAAUUGGCAAUCUGCCCUUUAAACAGCAUCAACGUCACCAACAAACCAUUUCCAGACCAGUUCCAGUGAAAACUGUCACUGUGACGUGCUUUUCAGACUACAUGGAGAUAGUCGUGAAUGCUGAUUUGUUUAAAAUUGGUAUGCUUAUCGACAUGGCUGACCUGCGCCUUGGCGUUGAACAGUACCAAGCUCAAGAGUCCUGUAGGGCUACAGUUUCAGCAGCCGGAGAUGAGUACAGAAUAUUUGCAGCACUAUCGGACUGUGGAACCAAGCACAUGUUGAACGAAGACUCCUUGAUCUACACAAACCUCCUCAGAUAUACACCCAGAGCCACACCAGAGGGGGUUAUCCGAAUGGAUGGCGCUGUAAUCCCAAUUGAGUGUCACUACGAAAGGAAGUACAGUUUGAACAGUGUCUCUCUCCAGUCGACCUGGAUCCCCUUUACUGCCACAGUGUCUGCUGAGGACACCCUGCAGUUCUCCUUGAUGCUCAUGACAAGUGACUGGCUUUAUGAGCGGGGUUCGGGAGUCUACUUCCUGGGUGAUCCCAUCAACGUGGAGGUGUCUGUCAGGCUCGCUCACCACACCAGGCUCAGGGUCUUUGUUAGCAGCUGCGUGGCAACACUGGACCCUGACUGGAACUCUGUCCCCAGAUACAUCUUCAUUGAGAAUGAUGGGUGCUUGAUGGAUUCCCUGUUGCCUGGCUCCAACUCCAGGUUCAUGCGUAGAACCCAGGACGACAAGCUCCGGUUCCACAUUGAUGCCUUUAGGUUCCAUCAGGAGGACAGGGCGGAGCUGUACAUCACGUGCCACCUUAUGGCAGUACCUGUCAUGGACCAUGCAGAACCUAGCAACAAGGCAUGCUCCUUCAUCGAUGGCAGGUGGAAGUCCGCCGACGAGAAUGAUUUGUUAUGUGGCCGUUGUCCAAGUCUGAAUAGCCAUAAGGGGGUCGCUCCAGCACGCCGCCCCCUCAGUGAAAGAGUAGGCAGUAGCCCACCUGAACCUCCUGGUUACCACAGCAACCCCCCAGCCUCUGGCGACCACUGGCGGAGUGGGAUGAAGACCAACAAAGUGUGGCAACAGUAUGCUACUUUGGGCCCCGUGAUUGUCUUCCCAACCAAACAGAAGGGUACACUUCUAUCACCACGGACGAAGGAAGGUGUCCAUACACAUGGCUUACCCUCCGCUACAGACAACGCAAGGCCUGUAUCACCUAGCAGUCAUUGGAAGAGUGGCAUGGACUUCAAGAGAGGACCUUAUUUUGGCCAGUCGCAAAAUGCGGGUAGUCAUGGACCCAAUAAACAUGGUUUCGUUAGCUCUGCAACGUAUGAUGGCAUCAGGCAGAAAGAACUGAUUGAGCGAAGAGAGCUGGAGCCCACCCCAGACCCUCAGUUGAAUUCUACCCCUGAGCCCAUUGGAGCAAAGAUUACCACAGAGAAAGAGGGUCUGAUUCAAGAGACGGAUGACAAGCCUUUAGUACAGAAGCAUAAUGACCUGGAUCGGUGGAACUCAUGGUACUAAUUUUGAGGGAAGGAUCCUGCUCAUGACACUUUGGUAAGCAGAACUGGAAGUUGAUGUUGCUGUGGUGACCACUUUUGGUCUAGCAGCACUCCCAACUCAGAGGAUGCAAGUUCUUGAGUCCCAGCACAAGGUUGAGCCUACAACUACCAAAUUACCUCCGCAGUAUCCCCACAUCUACUCCUGAUGUGGUGAAAUAUGCUGAGAACUCAACCUGUGAGACCAAACACUAAGGGGACACUCAAAGGAACACGAUCAACCCAAGCGGUGGCUGUCAACCUCACGAAAUAAAUUCACGCUACUUUGAC